AUGUCGAUUCUUAUUACCGGUGCAGGUGGCUAUGUCGGCCAGGAACUAGCAUCUGCCCUCCUUACCAGCUCGCCAGAUCUAACGGUGACACUGGCAGACGUCGUAGUACCCAGCGUCCCUGCCUCCGCAUCACAGCAUGCAUCGCGAGCAAAGUGCGUACAAGCCGAUCUUACUUUGCCCGAAGUCGUCGACGAGGUCUUCACCGCGUCCAACCGCUACGACACCGUCUACCUGCUCCACGGAAUCAUGUCCAGCGGCGCAGAGGCCAACUUCGAGCUCGGGGUGCGAGUCAACCUCGACGCAACCCGGUACAUCCUCGACCGGCUGCGCGCCGUCCAGCCCGGCGUCAAAGUCGUCUUUACAUCUAGCCUAGCAGUCUACGGACUCGCGCCCAAGGGCUUCGUCAUCGACGAGACAAACUUCCCACCCGUGCCCUCGUCAUCAUACGGCACGCAGAAGCUCAUGAUCGAGCUGCUGCUCAAUGACUACUCGCGCCGUGGGUUCAUUGACGGCCGUGCUGUGCGUCUGCCCACGGUGACUGUGCGAGCGGGAAAGCCUACACAGGCAGCGAGCAGCUUUGCGAGUGGGAUCAUUCGCGAGCCGUUUCAUGGAGAGAAGGCGGUUCUGCCGGUUAGCAGGGAGACGGAGAUGUGGGUUUGCUCGCCGUAUACGGUUGUCAAGAACUUGAUCCAUGCGGCUAGUGUCCCUGGCGAGGCGUUUGGUGAUUCGAGGUCUGUGAACCUUCCUGGGCUUGUGGUUAGUGUGCAGGAGAUGCUGGAUGCGUUGGAGGAGGUUGGUGGCAGCGAGAGGCGGGCGCUGGUCGAGGAGAAGUACGACGCGGAUAUUGAUCGGAUUGUGCAGACGUGGUCGCCGCAUUUUAACCCGGCUCGGGCGCUGAGUUUGGGAUUUUCGGCGGAUAUUCCGAUGAUUGAGAAUGUGCGGCGGUAUGCUAGUCAGUUUAGAUAG
Messenger RNA from Aspergillus mulundensis, 966 nucleotides. RefSeq names its product SDR family oxidoreductase. NCBI's taxonomy places the organism in Eukaryota, Fungi, Ascomycota, Eurotiomycetes, Eurotiales, Aspergillaceae. The record is from RefSeq and is a predicted model, not a curated record. Bases 1 to 966 code for a protein of 321 amino acids. The transcript has a single exon.